AUGCCUCUGUUUCUGGUUCUUGCUACGUUACCGGAUCUAACCUGGAUCACACCCUUCUCAGCGCUCGGAUGGUUUGGCUUCGUCACCGGCUUCUUCAGCAGCUUUUAUUUUUUCCUCUCGGACGUCGUGUUUCUGGCCCCCGAAUUGCAAGACGAGCACAUAGAACCAUUCUUCUUUCCGGUAUACUGCUGCAUAUUUCUCUUCUCCAUGUACAACUUGUCGGUUCUCAUACCUUUGGAAAACAAGAUGAAGCAUCCUAGCAAAUUGCCAGUGAUUUUAUUCAUCGUUAUGAUGAUUUGCGUGAUUGUCAACACCAUUUUUGCCUUUUUGGGGUACAACAAGUAUCCAAAAACAUGCGACACUGUCAUCAAAAAUUUACCCAAAUCUGAUUCAUUGGCGCUAUACAUCAAAAUUGCUAUUUGCGUGUCGGUCGUCUGUACUUGGCCUAUUCAGUUUUACGCAUUAUAUUCGACAAUGUGGCCAAUGAUGAAAAAUCGAUUACCCGAUAAGUGGACCAUUAAACUGAUUUUUCGUUUAGUUGUUGCUCUAAUCAGCUUAUUAGUGGGUGUUGCUAUCCCGAAGCUGUCUCUUAUUCUGGGACUAUUCUCUACUAUUGGUAUGACUUCUAUGGUACUUUUGAUUCCAAUCUUAAUUGAAACAGCUACUAAAUGGGAACACCUUAGCAGCACGAGACGCAUCUUAAUGUCUGUCAAAAAUUUGUUCAUGAUUUUCGUUUGGUUUAUUCUUUUAGCAUUUGGAUUGUACCAAAACAUCAUGGACUUGGUGGAAGAAUUUACAGGCCAAAAACAGAUCGAAUUUGAUGAUAUUUGUUAGAGCUA
This is a messenger RNA of Trichogramma pretiosum, 839 nucleotides long. RefSeq names its product proton-coupled amino acid transporter 1-like. Lineage: Eukaryota; Metazoa; Arthropoda; Insecta; Hymenoptera; Trichogrammatidae. Bases 1 to 834 code for a protein of 277 amino acids. Gene Ontology annotation, cellular component: vacuolar membrane. Gene Ontology annotation, biological process: amino acid transmembrane transport. The transcript is spliced from 4 exons. The record is from RefSeq and is a predicted model, not a curated record. Gene Ontology annotation, molecular function: amino acid transmembrane transporter activity.